This is a messenger RNA of Ylistrum balloti, 2108 nucleotides long. RefSeq names its product prostaglandin E2 receptor EP4 subtype-like. Gene Ontology annotation, molecular function: thromboxane receptor activity. Gene Ontology annotation, biological process: positive regulation of cytosolic calcium ion concentration; adenylate cyclase-activating G protein-coupled receptor signaling pathway; inflammatory response. Lineage: Eukaryota; Metazoa; Mollusca; Bivalvia; Pectinida; Pectinidae. Gene Ontology annotation, cellular component: plasma membrane. The transcript has 3 exons. Bases 255 to 1772 code for a protein of 505 amino acids. The record is from RefSeq and is a predicted model, not a curated record.
UGACAAUGUGUGACAAGUGCAUUGCUUUGUAUGUGUGUUGAGGUGAUAGAACGCCUGAUAUCUAAGUGUACAUUUAAAUUGGAGAACCCUGACAGUAAUUAACAUGUUUAGAACAUUGUGAUGGAUGUAUACACCGGUGACAUGUGUAGGGUUCUUCUGGCUGAUUUCAGACAUGAAAAUGGCCGAGGACACAUCACACCGUCCAUCGAUCGGAAAGUUCCGUCGCUGGCGGGAGAGGCAAACAGUGACAAAAGAUGGGGGACCCAAUUAACAGCUCAAGUCUUCAGUACUUGAUUAACAGCCACACCGGAAACGGAAGUAUGAAACUAUCGAUGGAAACCGCCUGUGGGCCCGGAGUUGGGAACGGGAGCACUCCAUGUAAAGAAGAGGGCAUGGGUAUAAGUUUAUCUACCCCUAUUCUUAUGUUGUCUUCUGGACUGAUGGGCAACACGUUAGCUCUGGUGGUCCUCUACACAAUGAAAAAGGAAGCCAAACAGACUGUGUUUUUUACUCUCUUAGCCGGACUGGCCUGGACCGAUUUAAUUGGUCAACUGAUGACCGGUCCAAUGGCGAUAAUUGUGUACGCGAACAAUCUCCAAUGGGUGGGUGGAGAGGCGACCUGUAUUUAUCACGCCUUUUCAAUGAUAUGUUUUGGAUUUCUGACUCCUGUGCUCGUGUGUGCCAUGUCGCUAGAUAGAUUAGUAGCCCUCAAAUUCACAUUCUUCUACGCACGCAAUUUUACAAGAAAAAAAGCCCAGGUGCUUGUUGUGGUAUGUUGGAUAAUCGUAUUGUUUGUAUGUUCCUGGCCACUUAUGGGGUUUGGCAGUUACGAAAAACAAUACCCAGGUAGUUGGUGCUUUCUAAAUUUCCAUAAAGAGAGCGAAACUGACGUAGCUUUUGCGACUACCUACUCUGUGAUAAACUUGUUACUCAUCACCGUCAAUUUCUUCUGUAACAUUGUCGUCAUAUCAACAGUUAUACAAAUGAGGAAGAAAAGGAUUAUACAAAACUCACCAUCCAUAGAUAGAAAACGUAGACCCCAUCGUACAAAAUCUCAGAAAAGACUGGAAUCCGAGACACAAAUGGUGGUUUUCAUGUGUACAAUCACGUUCGUGUUCAGUGUUUGCUACAUACCAUUCAACGUGAAUAUAAUUGUGAACCAGGUGACGGGUGUAAUUAAUCACAAAGUUGACCUCAUCGUUCUUCGUCUACUCGCCAUUAACCAGAUCCUUGAUCCGUGGCUCUACAUAUUGCUACGCAGAGCUCAGUUGCUAAAAAUCUUAAACAACGUCAAACUCAAAAUCUGCUACGCUUGUGGAGGAUCGGGUAGUUUUAUGUCUUCAAAGCAACAUGAAUACCCACACGAUAAGAAAGAUGUCGAAAUCGGCAAAUCAUAUGUCCUGAAAUCAGUAGUGGGCGAGGUUGACACUCAAGUGCAUCGCAUCGAAAACGGAAGUGACUCUUCCGGAAGUAGAGAAACCCUGGGUAGCACAUCAAACCUGAUUCAGGAAUGUGAUGUAGAACGAGGACCACAUCGGAAAUAUACCCGAUCAAUAUCGGCCGACAAUAGUCGUCCAGUAUUUAUCAGUGACAGUGACUCUGAUGCUUUCCGCGAAGAAAUGGCAUGCUUCCGGACUUUGUUUGGUCCGGACAAACGAAAACGGCGCAAAACUUCUAGACGGCAGUCUGUGGACAAUACACUAGACAGACCGCGGAUAAAGCGACUGUACAGCCUCCCAAAUAACAUCUUCAAACAGGAAGCGCUUUUGUAACACAAGUAUGAACGUAUUAUACAAGAUACCUUUAUAUCGUUAGUGAUUUCAAAAGGAAGGUUCGCCAUUCUUUUUGACGAACCCAUUGAAAUAUUUGAUUUAUUAUUAACCGUCUUUCCGAAGAAUAUGACACAUGCCUUUCUAUAAUCAUCUGUCAGUACGGAUGUAGAUAUUACAAACAAAAUACUGAACGGCUGAGCGUGUUAGUAAUUUAAGCAUUGGUAGAUAGUUUUCAUAUGGCAGAGAGACGAUGAAUCAAAGAGAAUUUCUAUAUUAGAUAUACAUUUUAUGUGCUAUGUUUCCGUAGUUGAGCUAAGUAUAUGUUAUUUUGUAAAU